AUGUGGUUCGAGACCUGGUUGCUGUCCCUUGUCCAGAUCGUCUUCGGUGAUAUCUCGAACUCCUCGAGCUUCCGUCUGAUUCGGCUGCUUCGCCUCACGCGGAUGGCAAGGAUGGCCCGACUUCUCCGAAGCGUGCCGGAGCUCUUGAUAAUUGUCAGAGCUAUCGCCAUUGCCUUGCGGUCGGUGUUUUUCUUGAUGGUUCUUCUCCUUGGCCUGGUUUAUGUUUUCGCCCUCCUCUUCAGCCAGCUCUUCGACGGCAAGAACCAGCCGCCGGGAACUCUGGCGCACAAGAGCUUCGGAAGCCUGCCACAGGCGAUGAACACGCUCCUCAUGGCCGGGGCGCUCCCAGACCAGUCCUCGUUGGUCGAAGACGCCGGAGCCGUCCACUUCCUGCUCUAUCCUCUGAUGCUCCUCUACAUGCUCCUGGCCUCCCUCACCGUCAUGAACAUGCUCGUCGGGAUCCUCUGCGAGGUCGUCAGUGUGGUGUCAGCCGUCGAAAAAGAGGAGAUACUGCUGAAGUCCGUGAAGACCCACCUGAAGCAGCUCCUCUUGGACGCCGAGGCCGACGAG
Molecule: messenger RNA, 570 nt
Organism: Symbiodinium necroappetens
Lineage: Eukaryota; Dinophyceae; Suessiales; Symbiodiniaceae
Source: the annotation of a GenBank genome assembly